AUGUCGUAUGGUUUGGAGAAAGUAGAGCAAGAAGUGUCAGAGUGGAAGAUACUGAAUUUAUCCUUGGGAGUGAGAAGGGUGGCUAAGCUUAGGAAUGAGAUCAUCAGAAUUCAGUCACGCAUUAAAUCUGUGUGGGACUUCCCUCUGAUCCGUGUAACUUCAAAUCUCGCGAUAACACCGUCCCAACGCGAUAGUUUGGAUCUCGCUCUAAACUUCAAUCGCCGCAGCGGCACCGUUACAGCAAUGGCCGCUUUCCGCAGAGUGGCAGCGCUGGCUGGCAAGCUAACCGUGCGGUCCGCGGCACGGGGCGAACCAACCGGAGCCCCGGCCGUUCAGAGAAGAAGGGCACGGAGCUGUCUUGCCGUCGGGAUGUGCGCUACGGCGGGAGGCGCAGUUGCUCUUUACCUUUAUGACGGUGGAACGACAGACAGGAAGAGGGUGAUGAGGCAGAGACUCAGCAUCCACGGCUUGCUGUCCACGUCCAUCCCGACUGUUGAAGCCAAGGAGGCACGACCUUUUGACUUCGAGGAUGGAGAUGUGCACAUGUCGUCCCAUGAGCAUCGUUUCCGAAUGUUCAGCUCGGUGGAGUACGAAGGACAGCUGUACAUGACGCCGCAGAACUUCAUCGAGUCAGUCACCAUGAGUGAACCAAGAAAAACAAAGAAAACAUCUCUUUUUUUUUACAAGAGGCCCUGGAGGUCCCUGACCAAACAGGAGCUAGAGAAGAUACUGUCAGAUACCCCGCCAGUGUGGAGAGGAUCUUCCAAACUGUUUCGCAACUUAAGAGAACGAGGCAUCAUCUCCUACACAGAAUACCUGUUCCUGCUCUGCAUCCUGACAAAACCUCAUGCUGGCUUUAAGAUUGCUUUCAAUAUGUUUGAUGCAGAUGGCAACCAGAUGGUGGACAAGAGGGAGUUCUUAGUGCUUCAAGAGAUCUUCCGUAAGAAAAACGAGAAAAAAGGAAGGAAAGGAGAUGCGGAGAAGUCAGCACAGUUGAGUAUGCAGCUGUAUGGAUAUCAGGUUGCCCCCAUGAACAGCGUGCUAAAAAAAGACAGUCAGGAGUUUGUGGCACGGAGUUACUGGGACGUUUUGAGGCGAGGCGCCAGUCAAGUCCUCUUUUCUGACCUGGCGGAGCGCUCAGAUGAGAGCAUCACAAUUGAUACCACUCUACUGGUCCAUUUCUUUGGAAAGAAAGGAAAAGCAGAGCUCACAUUCGAUGAUUUCUACAGAUUUAUGGAUAACCUCCAGACUGAGGUAUUGGAAAUUGAGUUUCUCACCUACUCAAAAGGGAUGACUACUAUCAGUGAGGAGGACUUUGCCAAAAUCCUGCUGCGCUUUACCAACGUGGAGAACAUCAACGCCUACAUGGACAACGUCCGCCAGUGUAUUCCUGAUGAAAAGAAGCAGGAGGGAAUAACCUUCGAUGAGUUCCGAUCGUUCUUCCAGUUUCUCAAUAACCUUGAAGACUUUGCCAUUGCCAUGCAGAUGUACAACUUUGCUUCACGUUCAAUUGGACAAGAUGAGUUUGCUAGAGCGGUGUACGUGGCCACGGGGCUGAAGCUGACCCGUCACCUUGUGAGCACCAUCUUCAAGAUAUUUGACGUUGACCAUGAUGACCAGCUCUCCUACAAGGAGUUCAUUGGCAUCAUGAAGGACCGGCUGCACAGAGGAGCCAGGGGCUAUAAAGCAGUGGAGCGAGCGUCCUCCUUUAGAUCGUGUCUGAAGAAGGAGCUGGCAAGCAGCAGGUGAAGGGUCAACAUUCUCCAGCUGUGUUCAGACUGAGGCGCAGAGACAAGUGCACCAGCUUUGGAUGAGAUAAAAGGAGAAGUCUUCAAAAACAUGGCAGAAUAUCAGCGACCCAACUGAGCAGCAUUGUGCUUCCAAGAGUACAUCUUUAAUCAAUCUUUAAACCAGAAAAUAACCACAAGCAUGACUACACUGACUCAUGUUUUUAUCCGUAUUAAGCAGACUUUUGUGUUUUUGCUAUACGUUUGAAUCUAAUGCCAAUAGAUGGGAUAAGCAUGAGAUUGUUCAAUGCUAUCAGUGUUUUGAUUUAGUUAAAAUUGAAUAUUCAUUUAAAUCCUUGCUUUUUUCAUUCUAAUGUUAAAGUUACAUGAUUCAAAUGAGCUUUAUAUUUUGCAAAUAUGUGGUUUUCUACUCAAUGGUAGUGCAAACGCCGCACAUCAAACUACCAGCUAAAGAAAGCACAAUAAUUACCUGUGUUUGUAACAUACGUGUGAUAUGAAUAACAGAAAUGAAAAUUAUAAACUGCACAACACUAAAAUUUUAUAGUUCAUUUCCUGUUUUGCAAAAUUAUUUUCUUUACCUCACUUUCAAUCAUCUCAGUCUUUACUCCCAUGUAGUUUGAUUCCAUGUUGACAUUUGUUUUGUAGUGAAAAGAGAUAGAAUGCGUACACACUCCUACUAUACCUGGGAAUCCUUUGUUAUUAUUUUGUUAUGGCUGCAUUUAAAAUGUUUCUGAUUUGGGUUUCACAUGAUAAAACUGGAAAAAAUCUCAGUAGUUUCUCCUAAAUGUUGUCUGGUAUGUUAAAGUUUUACUUGCAUGAAUGCCGUGCCUUGCAAACAUUGUCGUAAUCUAAAAAAAGUUCAUUUUACACUAAUUAAUUCAGCACUGUGUUUCAUGUUGCCCAAAGUAAUAAUUAUAUACUUAAUGUAUUGUGACUAUAACAAAUUUAUCUAUAGUAAAAGGAUGAAGAGGGUCUAAUAUAACUAAUAAAAUAUUUAUCAUUACAGAAAAAUAAAUCAUUUUUGCACUAAACGUGUGUCUCGUGGAUUUGAUGAAUUUUCAUGCACGAAUAAACUUUUGGAAAUGCCA
Molecule: messenger RNA, 2836 nt
Organism: Austrofundulus limnaeus
Lineage: Eukaryota; Metazoa; Chordata; Actinopteri; Cyprinodontiformes; Rivulidae
Product: calcium uptake protein 3, mitochondrial
Exons: 18
Coding region: 1-1749 (582 amino acids)
Biological process (GO): mitochondrial calcium ion homeostasis; calcium import into the mitochondrion
Cellular component (GO): uniplex complex
Molecular function (GO): calcium ion binding
Source: RefSeq, a predicted model, not a curated record